Molecule: messenger RNA, 1816 nt
Organism: Saccostrea echinata
Lineage: Eukaryota; Metazoa; Mollusca; Bivalvia; Ostreida; Ostreidae
Product: protein CNPPD1-like
Exons: 8
Coding region: 124-1668 (514 amino acids)
Biological process (GO): regulation of cyclin-dependent protein serine/threonine kinase activity
Cellular component (GO): nucleus; cyclin-dependent protein kinase holoenzyme complex
Molecular function (GO): protein kinase binding; cyclin-dependent protein serine/threonine kinase regulator activity
Source: RefSeq, a predicted model, not a curated record
AAGUCUCGUCUGAGAUCUCGCCACACCUUGCUCUCGCGCGGAUCUAUUUCGCUCCAUCUAAAGUGUUACCUAAAUUAUACUAAAUCUGUUGUAACUGCCAAAACUGGUCAUACAGAGGGGAAUAUGUCUGCUUUCCAUUUCCCCUUCCUAAGGGGACACGAUGGAUACAAUGAUUUCGAAUACACCGAACUCCAGGACCACGAGGAAUUGUCUGAGCGACUAAGGAAAACUCUCUAUUAUGGAAAACGACCAAGUACAGACCGACCAUCUCUUCCCCUCACAAACUUGACUGUGGAUUUUCUGAAUGCCUCAGUGCCAAAGAAACUUGGGAAGAUUGAUCACUAUUUUGCAGCUUCAAGUGCCAGGCAUUCUUGCAUGUCACCUUGUUCAAUGAUGAUGGGAAUGAUAUAUGUGAAUAGACUGAAGAAGAAAAAGCCUGACUACAUGCAACAAGUGUCUUCCUCUGACCUCUUCCUGAUUUCUAUGAUGAUGGCUUCCAAGUUUCUUUAUGAUGAAGGUGUUGAGGAUGAAGUUUUUAAUGACGAAUGGGCAGCUUCAGCAGACCUGGAAACUGAGGAAAUCAAUGAAAUGGAACGUCAAUUCCUAUCGGCAAUCGACUGGCAAUUGUAUGUAAAUGAGAAAGAAUUCUUUCAGGUGCUACAACAAGUAGAAAGACGGAUUGCAUUAAGCCAGGGACUUGAAAGAGGAUGGUUCUCCUACACAGACUUAUGGGCAAUCAGCCAAGAUCCACAACUCCUACAGACCUUUACAGGAUUAUCUGCUCUGGUACCAAAGAUGUUGGCAGUGUCAAUGGUAGCUUAUGUGGCUGGAAUUUUAACCGUGGUCGGUUCUACCCUCCUGGUCACCUCAACUCUAUCCACUCUGGUUACACUGACCCCCAUUUCUCUCCCUGUCAAAGAGCACUCCAUUCUACCAGCCUUGAACAAUGUGCCUGUGUCUAGUCCCAAUCAAGAAAUCACUCAGGAAAAGAUGGAAACUGUUACUAUUGAAGAAAAUAAACCAAAGGUGCUGGAUGGAGCUUUGUCGUCACUAUGGACUCUGUUGACUCUACCCUCAAUCUUGUCUUUGUCACACCCUGUUCCCUCUGAGAAAACAACUGGUGCCAAAAAGCCUGCUAAUUCAGAUAGUAACUCUACUGGAUUUGAAAAUGGCUUAGAUGAGGAACAGACAAAGGACACAUCCGGAGUAGAAAGAGAGGGAAUUAAUUUGUUCAGUUUGGUCAAGGAUAUUGUUCUGUUUUCGAUUCCUGAUCUUCCACAAACCAGUUCUGUGUGGAAUCAAAUGGUAUGUGCCAAAGGUCCAUGUUUGUUUAGUGGUCAAAAUAUUAACUGUAAGAAUGUAUCCACACCACGGGGAAACUGGCUGAUCAAUUCCAUAUGGACUCAAAAGGACUAUGAACAAAGGCGAACUGAUACACAUUGUAAACAUUGUGAAGCUGGGAAGACCUUGGACUUUGGAAGACCGGACCGAUUUUGUGAUACAAGGGAAGCUAUUGGUGACUGGGCAUUAGAUGGACACUCGGACGUCUCCUGCUGUUGUGAUCAUGUGACUGCAGAUUUGGAUAGGUCCCUAGUGAUGAAUGGUUUCGCAGACAUCUCUCUAGGCUUUCGUACUAUGUUAACUCCGAUUCCAUUAUUAGGGACUUAAAUUUCAUAUUUUGACAAAAGUUCUUCAAAUAUUCAAAGUUUUGAACAAACAUUUCCAAUACUCAUCUUGAUAAAAUUAAUUUAAUUUUUAACCAAAGCUUUCAAUUUUGAAAAUCUCUAAAAUAAAUUUACUGGUAUAUUUUCAAACA